Molecule: messenger RNA, 1158 nt
Organism: Paramecium tetraurelia
Lineage: Eukaryota; Ciliophora; Oligohymenophorea; Peniculida; Parameciidae
Exons: 1
Source: RefSeq, a predicted model, not a curated record
AUGAAUAACACAAUUUACUUGAGUCCUAAUGCUAAAAACCCUGGGACUAAAAGUUUUUCAAAUAAAACAGAUCUGUAUGAUUAAAAUUUGCAAUGCAAUAUAUUUCUCUUUCUUUCAAUUGUUCAUGGGAAUCCUCAAUUGAACAAACUAUUUAUUCAAAGAUGUGGCAACAAAGAUAAAUUUUUGCAGAUGUUUGAUACAUUGUAAUACUCAGCUCUACUUACAAAAGUGCUCCAAAUAGUGAAUCAAUAUUUUACAGAGACACAGUCAUAAUGUUAUGAGCAUUACCCUACUAGCAAUAAUAAAUCAUGGUACUCUUCUGAUCAAAAAUACACGCCAAAAUAAGGGAGCAAUGACAAGUUUUAAUCGAUGAUAAAGAAAAUUAUAACCACUGAUCUAGAUCCUUUAAAGUCUUUAAUUAAUCGAGUUUAAGAGUAAAAUUCCACUUAGUAUCAAUCUUCGAAUAAAUUGGCAUCAGCAUCUCAACUUUCCAAUAAGCUGAGUGAAAAGCUGAUGAAAACCAAUAUACUCAAGGAUCAACUAAAGGAAAAGAUUACAAAAUUGGCUAUGUAGAAUAGUUACAAUUAUUAAUACAAAGUGAGCAAAACUGAAUCAGAUGCUACUUAAUCCCAACCUGCACUUUUGAGAGAUACUCCAAGUUAGACAAUUUCUUAACAAGACCCAAUUUUUCAUAAACCAAAUAGAAUUUCUUUUGGAUAACAAUAAUUGUUUAAUAAUGCAUCAAAUGGGGAUUAGAUUAUUGAAUAUUAAUAAAAUGGAAAAAAUUAAAAAACAUUAAUUGAAUCUUCUCCUACGUUUCUAUAUCACUAAUAGAAGGAUCAUGCUAUUUAAACAUCUGAAACUGAAAUAAAUGUUGAAAAUUCCAAUAUUCGAAAGGAAGACCACAGCAACGAUCACUCUUUAGAUUUAUCGCAAGAAAGGUCCAAAAGAUUUGAAGGAACGUUUGGUAAAGUUAGAAAUAGAGAUGGUAAAAACAAGAAAAAAUCGAAUAGUGUCUCUGGCAAUGUAUCACCCUAAAGGAGUGAAAGACAGAACCAUGAAGUCAUUUCGAUAGACCAAAUUCAACACAAAAGGAAAAUUAGUAUUAAUAGUGUAAAUAGAAGAUAUAAUAUAUUAACAAAUGAAUAAUUGGAAUGA